Molecule: messenger RNA, 2628 nt
Organism: Pelobates cultripes (western spadefoot toad)
Lineage: Eukaryota; Metazoa; Chordata; Amphibia; Anura; Pelobatidae
Source: the annotation of a GenBank genome assembly
CGUAACUUCAUAUUAUUCAAGCAAAAAAAUUAAAAAUGAAGCAUUAAUACAUAACAUUAUUCACAUUUUAAUUCAUUCCAAAUGUUAAACUCAAUGUUCUAGAACAGGAAUUCAGAAUGAAUUUGAGUUGCACAGAUACACACAAACUCAAACUAAAAACUUAUCAGUAACUUGAAUCCCAUCCACGCCGACUCUAUAUAUAACUUCUUUGGCAGCUGCUCGGACACAAGUUCCUUCCAUAAAUGUCCAGGCCUUAUAUCUAGAGCUGCACAGAUAGGCACAAUGUCUGGGAGAUAUCAUUGGGAAAGUCUAACAUAACAUCGCUGGUGAAUGUUCGGAGGAUUUACGAUUUGCUAAAGAAGUACAGAUCAUUCAUUUUAUUUAUUAUUGGAAGAAUUUAAAGAACCAGAAUUGCAUGGUGUUUUUUGUUUAAAAAAACAACGUAUUUUUUAAAAACUAUUUGGGUGUUUUAAAACCAACAACUGUAGCGCAGUUAAAACAAAUAACUUGCUCUACGUGCCACUCAAACUUUUUCGAAUGAGAAAAACAUAAAAGAUUUUUCAACAUGCUUAUAACACAACUGAAUCGCGAGUGCCUUCUGCAUUUAUUUUCCUUUCUGGACAAAGACAGUAGACUACGACUAUCUCAGACAUGCCGUGACUUAAUGCUGGUUUUCCAGGAUCCUUUGCUGUGGCCCUUGUUAAGUUUCAGCUCCCUGGCAGAACUUACGAAGAAGAAUUAUAUUUUAGGCCCGGCUCUGAAGUAUUUAUCAGUUUGUUGGUAUUCCAGCCGGGUGAAAAUUUGCAACAUUGAGGACUGGGAUAAAACUAGCUUGCAGAAAUCUAUGUGCAGCCAACACCAGAACAUAGUGAGUGACUUUCUGUUAAAGGUCUCAGACAGGUAAGUGCAAGUUAAUGGAGCCCCUCUGAUUUUAUAAUAUAGAAUAUACUGAAAGCUUUAAUGAGAAUCGUCCAAACCUUGAUGCACUCCAACUCCAAAAAUGUUUGCUACCAGUUGCUCAGCAACACUUGUAUACAAAAAUAGAUCAUAUACACACGCAUGUGUAAAUAGUGGGCAUGUACAGGGAUUUUCAAGUGUUGGAAAUUCAAUGUAAAUCUAAAAUGUAAACUUAGUAAGAGAUAUUUAUAACAUUGUGCUGAUUAGGGUACAGUUGUAACAUUUUAAUGAUUGCCAGUGAGAUGUUCUCAUGCAAAUUCCCGGCAGGGGAGACCUAAUGUGCAUGCGUGGCGAUGGCUGUACUUCCACAAAGGAAAGCCUGUAUAAUGCUUUCCUGUAGGUUUCGGAUGAUGCUGGAUGUCCCCAAUGCAUAGUGUGAGAAUGUCCAGCAUCAGUUUGGCAACCAAAAGUCAACAAAUGACCCAGAAAUUCCUCUAGUGGCUGUCUGGUAGACUACCACUAGAGGUGGAAUUAACCUUCAAAGGUAAUUAUUGCAGUUUAUUAAAAAAUUAUCACUGCAGGGUUAAGGGCUGAAGUGGUCUGGGUGCCUGUAGUGUCCCUUUAAUAACUUUGCCUUACUUUUCUGAUCACACCGCACUUUUAUAAAUAUAGUUCUAAAUCUCCAAUUAUGUUCAGGCUGCUGGAGAACCACUUCUUCAUUAUAAAGCAUCAGGAUGUCCCUCUAUAUAGGUAGGAAUAGUUAAAACAGCCCCUUGUCUUUUCAAUGCAAUCCUUAGUUUAAUGAGAAAACUGGUUGUUCAGAAUUAUUGAGGGAAUAGCAAAUAUGAGGCCAAAAUAUCCCUCCUAGAUAAUAGUUGGAAUAUAGGGGAGAUCUUCUCAUGUUUGUCAGACACAGAGGGGGCUGUAUGUAUAAAAUACUGACUUGGAAACAUUUGACCUGACAAUCCAUGUUGCACAGUUUAAUUAGGAGAAUCUUUACUAAAAGAUUAAUCUAUUGCUACUGCCAUUACGGUCCAAGCAUUGCUUUAUUGGACAUUAGAAUUAUCCUCGUGUUUAAUCGGUCAAUUAAUUUUUACAUUUGCUUCAAUAUGUGACCUGUGCAUUUAGACUUGGAAAUCUCUGUUCCUUUCUCCUAGGUGCCCAAAUCUACGUUCACUGACACUGUCUGGCUGUGCUCACGUGACCGAUGAAGUCCUCAUCAAGAUACUAUCUAGCUGUCCCCAGCUGCGUAACCUCAAACUGGAAAACUGCUCUGGAAUGAGUGAUCGGACAUUGGCCGCGAUCCCCACUUUUGCAGGUCGCCUCCAUAUUCUCCACGUUAACUUUUGUCGAAAUGUAACGCAGAGCGGGCUGUGCCAAGUGCAGGAGAGAUGUCCUCGCCUUGUCAUGCAGGCUAUUAGAAGCGCAGAUAUGAUUGCGGAUAGAACCCCUGAGCCAAUUCUUCAGAGGAUUCCCCGCAAACUCAUUCUACGAUAACAGGAUAUAUAAUUAUUAUUUUUUAUUAUAAUGGUAUAAGAUUUACAGGAAAAUACGUGACAAUUAAUAUUUCUAAUGUGCAACUUUUUGACUUUUUUAUAGCUAAAUAAAAUAAUUUCUAUUUAAAAAUGAGAGUUCCUGCGUGAUGUCAUUCUACAUAUCUUAUUAUACAUUCGAUUAUAUUAGGCAAAUCUUACUGGCAGUGGUUCUCUCCUUCAAAAACUUUAAGCUGUC